Messenger RNA from Vollenhovia emeryi, 5632 nucleotides. It is a transcript of the gene Arp5, whose product is annotated as actin-related protein 5. Gene Ontology annotation, biological process: regulation of DNA-templated transcription. Gene Ontology annotation, cellular component: cytoplasm; Ino80 complex. The record is from RefSeq and is a predicted model, not a curated record. The transcript is spliced from 7 exons. Lineage: Eukaryota; Metazoa; Arthropoda; Insecta; Hymenoptera; Formicidae. Bases 115 to 2142 code for a protein of 675 amino acids.
GAGAUCAGCGCUGUUGUUCUCCAGCCUACAGACUUUCGACUUGUUUCAUGCUGCUGCUGAUAUUUACCGAUAUUAACCGAGUUGCAGAUACAAGGUGCAUUCGAAGCUGAUAAAAUGGAAAUGGAACUGAUCGAGUUAAAAGACAUAAAGGCUGUACAGGACAUAAUACACCUUUAUCCGGAACGAGUGAAAGCUGAGUGCACGCCGCUUGUUAUUGACAAUGGAUCCUACAAUUGCAGAGUCGGCUGGGCCACCGAAAAGGAGCCGCAGUUGACGUUCAAGAAUCUCAUAGCGAAGCCGAGGAAAGAACGUGGCAAGAAAGACGGAGAGCCUCAAGUGGGUAACGACAUAGCGAACAUCGAGGCCGUACGAUUUCAACUGAAGACUCAGUUUGACCGAAACGUAGUGACGCAUUUUGAGGCGCAGGAGCAGAUAUUUGAUUACACCUUCACGCACAUGGGUAUAGAUACGGAGGGUACCGUAAAUCACCCGAUUAUAUUGACAGAGGCAUUUCUCAAUCCCAACUAUUCUCGUAACUUGAUGGCAGAAUUAUUAUUCGAAUGUUAUAACGUACCGUCGGUGGCAUACGGGAUCGAUUGCUUGUUUUCGUAUCAGCACAAUAACUGCCCGCCUGAUGGUCUGAUCGUUAGCGUGGGCUAUCACACGACUCACGUGAUACCGAUUCUGGACGGGAAAGCGGACGCCAUGAAUGCAAGGAGGAUCAACGUUGGCGGAUAUCAUAUCACGUCGUAUAUGCAUAAACUCCUUCAAUUGAAAUAUCCAGUGCACGUCAAUGCGAUAACGCUUAGUCGAGCAGAGGAGUUGAUACACGAGCAUUCGAUGAUUGCCUUAAACUACCAGGAGGAGUUAUCCAAGUGGGCGGAUGUGGAUUAUUAUGACACGCAUGUUUUAAGAGUGCAAUUACCAUAUGUUGCGCCCGCUACUACUCCCGGCUUAACACUUGAGCAGCAGAAAGAGAGGAAACGGGAAUUGGCACGGCGACUUAUGGAAAUUAAUGCGAGGAAGAGGGAGGAAAGAUUAGCAGAAGAUGAAGAGCAGCUUAAUCAAUUACUAGCAGUCCAAGAUCUUCUGGAAGAAGGUGAAAUCGACGAAUUUGAUCAGGCAUUGAAGUCCUACUCUCUUGCGAACGAGGCUGAUUUAAUAAAAAUGAUUAAUAAUUUACAAGCAAAGGUAGAAAGAACCAGGCAGAAAAUCGUUGCUGCUAACUCGCAAGAGGAGAAUAUUAUAAUGGAAGAAAAGCCUAAAAUUAAAUCAAGCCUUCAGCCUAAGGAUCAACAAGAUUUUGAUGAAUGGAUUGCCGGGGUUAGAAAGAAAAGACAAGAAAUACUAGACAAACGCCUGGCAAAAAGACAACGAAGGCAAGACAUGGCGAAGCGAAGAACAGCAGCCGCACAGGAGAGGAUGCGUAUAAUUAGCCAGUUAGCGAAAAAAGAAAAGCGCGACGAUGAUUUUGGUAUGCGAGACGAAGACUGGGACGUGUACAAAGUUAUAAAUAGGGAAGGUGGCGAUUCAGACUCAGAAUUAGAACAGGAGAAACUAUUAGAAUUGGAAGAUGUCCUGCGUCAUCACGAUCCAGAAUUUGAUAGUGCCGGAUCUAGCGUUCCUAUGGUCCCUGGAGAAACGCAUCAGCUUCAUGUAGGCGUAGAACGUCUACGAGCACCAGAAUUGUUGUUUCAACCGUCUAUGAUUGGUUCUGUAGAAGCUGGCAUUGCCGAGGCAAUUGAAUUUGUUUUAAAACAGUACACCCAUGACGAACAAACGCGUCUUGUGAGCAAUGUAUUUCUUACCGGUGGAUCAACAGCCUUCCCGGGGUUGUUGGAAAGAUUGAAACGUGAACUACGCGAAAUGAGACCUUUCGGGUCGAACUUUCAAGUGAAUAUUGCGAAAAAUACCAGCUUGGAUUCCUGGUACGGUGCAAGAGAUUUCGGUCUAAAUGGUAAUUUUCCUGAGUACUUGGUCAGUCGCAAGGAAUACGAAGAGAAAGGUGGAGAGUAUUUCAAAGAACACUUGACCAGUAAUACUUACACACGAUCGCCCGAUCCUUUGCCAAUGAUACAAGUACCUGUAGCCAUUGAGCAAGUUGUCGUGGAGGAUACCGUGGUUGAUGUGGAAAUUGAAUAAAGGUAUUUAAUUUGCUAAUUUUUAUGCGAACAAUUUUAAACUUAUAUUUACUUAUUAUUAAGGUAAGCCAAGUUACUUAUAAUUAAUAAAUCAUUAAUAUGUAAUAUAAUAAAAUUUUUUAAAAAACAAAAUUUUGAAUACUCACCUUGUUAUUAAAUAGAUUUUAGCAAAUAAAGCCUGUAUAGUUCGAUCAUGGCGUGACUGAUGGGCUUUUAUUAUUGAAUGGAUAUUAGCAAAAGAUACGACCAAUGUUUGUUCAUGGAUACCUACUUUAUUACACAAGUAUUUCUGUUUGUUCAUUUUAUUACGAACAAACUACAUUGUAGUCUGUUUGCUGAUCACAAUAUACAGUUCCCAAACAUCGCAUUUCGCCAUUCAACACAAUUACGCGGGAUACGUUUUAUACGUUUUACUUUUCUUAUUUUUCGAGGACAAUCGACAUCGGCUUCUGGGCGUUCUUCGUGUAGCCUAAAAAAUUAUGAAAGUGAUCCCUCACCUUAGCGAUAAGAUUGAUUUUACAGCAACCUCAGUUACAAAUCUCCGUUCUCGAUCCGCGAGAGCUUAAGCUAACAUCACAAUAUAAUAAUACACUGAAAUCAUCGAGGCCCCACAGGCAGUUACAACUAACACUACUAAUUCUUGCGCAACGUAAUUAAUAAAGGAACCAUAUCGCGAUGUAACGCUUCAAUUUUCGCGAUUGCUCGAACCUAAUCUGACGUAGAACAAAAAAGAACUCGUAUCGUGCGCGAUGACAUCACAAACUCUUAGAUCACAAGUGCACAGCAUUUGUUCAAUGAUACAUAUUUGAUCAAGUUUAAAAAGAAAUUCUAUGUUUUACACAAUAUUGCGUACUCACAUCUGCAUGAAAUACGAAACGUGAUGUAUGCAUUGUUACAAUGUAUAGGACAUGUUUUCUUUUUUAUAGAAUCCUCUGCAUAAAAAUAUGUAUUUCGCUUCUACAUAGACGUGUCGAAAUUGAGUUACAUAUGAAAACUUUCUACUAAGACAGUACAACAUAAAUCUAAUAUUAAAAGCGUACAAUGUUUCGAAUAUUUGCAAACGAAAAUUUGAAAGCUCAUUACAAGAUUAACAUGGAACAACCUUUAAAACAACACUGCCGUAGGAUACUGAAGUUGGAAACAAAACGGUAUAUUCACGUGAUACUUGAUGCUCCAUUCCGUUUUAUCACACAUAAUCGUGUAAUGAGCUCACGUCACAGAUGUGCAUUUCAUUCGCAAGAUUCACCGAUGAGUUACAUGUACCUCGAUACAGCGCAGAAAAAGAAAACUUAAUUUAAAUAUCCUUUACAACUAUCACAGUUUGAGGUCGCUGCAAAUCAAUGUCUCUCGCCUGUAACGACGCGCUAUAUCUUAUGAAAUUUUCAUUCAGAGAAUGGAAGGAUAGGCGUGGAGGACACUUGGGUAGUUUUGUUUACAACAAGAUUGAGGUAGAAUCCAAUCUGCAAAUAAAUACAACUUUUGAUCCGCAUAUGCUAUAAGUGAGGGGCUACUUCCGUCAACAAUAAUGUAACAUUAAUUAAAAGUAAUACGUAGCAUUAAAAUGACGCCGCGACAACGAUGACAGCGAUGAUGAUAAUUAUGACAGUGAUAACAAUAAUCAAUGACGAUAAGAGUAAUAAUGAUAAUGAUAAUAAUAUAAGGAUGAAAAGUAAUAAUAAUUCACAAUAAUAACUAGUACAACAACGGUUAAUGUUUCCUUUCUGCAAUAUAAUGGCUGUAUGCAUUUGUAUAUAUAUACAUAUAUAUUUAUGUAUAUGUAUUCGUAUGGUGGGGCAAAGAUUGACAGCUAUGUACAAUACAUGCUUGCCUUAGUUGUACCAUUUUUAUAUUAUACGCACCUAUACCCGCCGCGUUAAUUACGUGACAAUUAAUAAUUAAUAAUAUUCCGCUAAUGAUGAUAAUCAAAAAUAAUUACAAUAAUAAUAAUCGUAAUUAUAUUAGUAUCGUUUGCUCAUAAAAUAUCCUAUAUGUAACAUGUAUCAGCAAUAAUAACUAGGUAUGCAGUAUGUACGUAAGGAGGAUGUGUUGUUUCGGGUAGGAUAUGUCGAUAAAAACUAUGGUAUACCAAGCGUCAACUUUUUAUUAUCUCAGCUAUCGUCUGUUUCUUCCGUUGUAGUUUUCUUUUUUUUUUUCAUCGUUUUUCGCAAAAUGACUAUUACAAAAGUGCACGUUACUCGCGAUUCUCUUACACUUUAUUUUACGUACAUACAUAAAUCGGCGUAGAUCUACCUACUUCUUCAUUGUCGUUUAUAUUACUUCGGUAGCGUUAAUUAUUUUCUUUCAGUUAUAUAUAUAUGUAUAUAUAUAUAUACUUUAUUCUCCCUUAACGGAGCACUACGAUAAUCCCCUUGUUUACACCAUACAUACAUACGUACGUACAUACAUACACACUUGCGGGUGUACAUAAACACGUGACAUGAUACUUUCUACGCAUCGACGGUACAUAGAUAUUAUCUUAUCGUCGUAUAUCGUAUCAUAAUUUUGUUCCUCCUGUGAUUUUUAAUAUUCUUCUUUUUUUUUAACACGAUAUUGCUGACGCGGGUACGUGGGAUACCGCGGCCAACAGCAACCCUCCUCAACUUCCCUUACCCACCCGUUACUCGCCAAGGAUUCGACGACACGCAAUUCCGGACUUGCUUUCGUUCGUCUUUUUUUUUUUAAUAUCAAGGCUUUUAGGCACCGUUCAAAAACUCGAGUCGAGAGAAUUAUUAGCGAUAGAGAAGAACUUACGCUUGUACUUACGGCCUGGUGACUCUUAGCACCCCCUCCCCUCCACCGAUAGACCAGAUUUAACAUAUAUUAACCCUUCACAGCUCGUAAGAACGAAUCAACGUAAUCGGUACGGUGAUCGGAAGUUAAUCGGCGAGAUACAUUCGGCGAGGAAAUAAUUAUUUGAUGAACGCAAUUACGACAGAUAUAGCCGUUAAUAUCACCGUGUAUAAAGGAAGAGAGAAAAAAAAACAAUUCGAAAACUGUCCCCGAUUCGCGCGAAAUCAAUCGUAUCUCGUUUUCCAAACUUAAGACAUACGUAACAAGACUAGUAUCGUAUUGUAAAUGACGAUCCACAAAAUCUUACUUUAAAAAAAAAAUAACGCGGUCGUAGAACGUGUCCCGGACUACGGUAGAACUUUCCAUAAAUAUCGUGGACCCCUUUACAUCGUGAUCUAUCACCUCUGUGCACUAUUAUUGCGAAGUGACGUGACGGUAAAGCCGUAAAGAGUCGAAUGCGAAGCGCACUCCCGCCGUCGUUGCAAAAAAAUAUCGUUGGACGAGGAAGACCGUUGUUAUAUACGUUAUAUACAGGUGCGGGUUUCGUGCAUGCGAUAAGUGUCUCGAAUCUCUCCUUCGUCGGGUCUCGCUACAAAAAUAUCAGUAUAUCUGAAAUAAGGAAAAAGCGACGGACACCGUUAAAAAAAGCACGGUGAACGCGUCCGUUUCGCCGUUUGUCUCGUCUACGUUUCCCCCCGCGC